Messenger RNA from Macrosiphum euphorbiae (potato aphid), 846 nucleotides. The record is from the annotation of a GenBank genome assembly. NCBI's taxonomy places the organism in Eukaryota, Metazoa, Arthropoda, Insecta, Hemiptera, Aphididae.
AUGCGGCGUCAGCUAAUUGCCCGGCAAGAGCAACGGCAAUUAGACGUCCCAACCGCCAGACUGACUUUGGGACCACUGACCUCUCCCCAAAUGACAGCUGAGAUCAGAAUCAUUCAGCAAAAUCUUAACAGGGACCGCACGGCUAGUCACCAGCUCCAUGAGCUUUGUGUCGAAAAAAGAAUUGACUUUGUCCUGGUACAAGAACCGCUUAUCUUAAACAACAACACGAUCUAUGCAUUCGAAACCUGCAGGCGUGCGCACAUCAGUAGAGACGCCGGUGCGGCAGUCAUAGUCCUAACCACCCGAUUUCAGAGCAUCCUUUUAGGGGCCUAUUCGUCAAGCCACACGGUUGCGAUCAGAGUAAGGUUUGGUCCUAGACAGGUGGACGAUGUUAUACUCGUAUCAUCUUACUUCAAGUAUAACACACCUACGAUACUCCAUAUUGAGCGUCUGAGCCAGAUUAUGGUAAGGGAGAAACGUACCCUGAUCGGUGCGGAUACCAACGGCCACUCGAAACUUUGGUUCUCGGAAACCCGGAACCGUCGAGGGCGAACCGUAAAAGAGUUCGUUUAUAAAUAUGGCCUCAAAGUUCAUAACUUAGCUGGUCAAAUGAACACCUUUCGCCGACGAGACAACAGCACGUCGAAUAUUGAUGUCACGCUUACGUCGGCUGACAUAGGGCACAUAGUUCGAAAUUGGAAUGUCAGCGAUGAAACUGACAGUGACCAUAGGGUUAUAAGUUAUAGCCUACACGUUCGUAAACCGCCCCCGAGAAUUCCGGUGCCCGUGCGGUACAACGCUAAGACCGCGGACUGGGAUCUGUACAACACAUGUUAUGAAGAAUAA